This is a messenger RNA of Aspergillus lentulus, 1119 nucleotides long. Its product is annotated as RNP domain protein. The record is from RefSeq and is a predicted model, not a curated record. Gene Ontology annotation, molecular function: mRNA binding. Lineage: Eukaryota; Fungi; Ascomycota; Eurotiomycetes; Eurotiales; Aspergillaceae.
AUGUCCUUUCCGCCACCUCCAGGUCUCAAACAAACGCCAUCUUCGCUGCCCGCGCGGCCACCAGCAUCCGCAAGCACAUCCGCCGCAUCUUACCAACCUGCAUAUUCCGCCGCACCCUCAUACACGGCUCCAGCUGCCAGCAGCGGAUAUGGCGGAACUGGCCCUCGGACAGGCUAUAAUGCCUUCACAGCGUUCCAGCCUCGCGCCAUAGCUUCCAGUCAGCCUUACCGAGCCAGUAGUCCGGCCGUCUCUACGCCGCCAGCUACUGCAGCGGGUUACUCGGCGCCGGCCGCUGCAAAUUAUGGUAGUUACUACUCUCAGACACCGCAAACAUACCAGGGUGGACCGACUUAUUACGGUUCCUCACAGUACAGUGACACCACCUAUGGCCCCUCUGUGCCUCACAUUCAGAAUCCGUUCACCGCUACAGGGACGGGGAAGAAUUACGGACGCAAUGACUCCGGUCUAGAUCCCGAGACAGAAGCUCAAAUUGCGCAGUGGCAGAGCGCCUAUGCCAACAAGGAGGAAGUUCCGGGAGGAGGCAAGGUAGCAGGUCGUCGCGACGGAGCUACGGGAAUGCCAGGUGCUACCGUGGGAACCAACACACCGACCAGUGCGACAGCGGCGAGUACACCUACACCUGUGCCAGGCCACCCAGAGCAAAAUGCCAAGACCGUUGUGCGUUCCGGCGGUGGCCAGACGUGGUCCGAUCCGACUCUGCUAGAAUGGGAUCCGGCGCAUUUCCGACUCUUCGUGGGGAACCUCGCGGGCGAGGUGACCGACGACUCGUUACUGAAAGCGUUUGCGAGAUAUUCAUCUGUUCAGAAAGCGCGAGUCAUUCGGGACAAGCGCACCCAGAAGAGCAAGGGUUAUGGAUUUGUCAGUUUCAGCAACGGCGAUGACUACUUCGCGGCUGCAAGGGAGAUGCAGGGCAAGUACAUUGGCUCACAUCCGAUUCUGCUGCGACGGGCCACUACGGAGAUCCGUCCGACGACGAACACCAAGGGCGGGAAGAAGAACGCUGGCGGUCACGGUGGAGGUCAAGCCGGGGGGAAGGUCAAGCACGACGGCGUCAAGAAGCCGGGCAAGACGAGGGGCGGACUGAAGAUUAUUGGUUGA